CAACAUUAUGGAAAACGACUGAAAAUUGCUGAUAAAUCACUGUAUUCUGACCCGAAACCCUUAGCAACGAUGGCAGAAGACCCAAAGAACAUGGAUCUGGGAGAUUUUGAGUCUAAGGUUGAUCAGAUGGCGGCCAUGUUAAAUCAACUGCAAGAGGCUGGUCGCCAAGGUGAAGCAGUCAGCAAACUGAAGCAGUUGAUGAAUACAUUGGUGAAAGUGUGUCCAGAGACUGUCCCCCAUGUGGAUGGAUCAGGGGACCACACCCACAUGGGGGGAGAGGAGGAGCCGGAGGAGGAUGAGCUACAGGAUAACCCAAAAGCUAUUGCCCGCUCAAUAGUUGAGGAGUUGGUGGACCAGACACUAGCUGAGGAGGUCCCACGCAAAAGGUCAUCCAAAUCAAGGGCUUGUAAAAACCCUGCAGUUGAAAAGGCUGGAGUUAAACGACUUGUGAAAAAAAGAGGCAGAGGAAGACCUCCAAAGCAUGCUCAGGCAGCUGUUAGAGCAGAGAAAGCUGCACGACGCAGGGAGUUGUUGGAAAGUGGCAGUGGCAGCCUGGGCGGACCUGGGAGGAAAAGGAAGAACCCCAAUCCUCAGAAGAUUCCUGUUGAGGAUUCCGAUGAGGACACCAACUUUGCUGAGCCACAAGAUCAACAGGACAUCACGUUGGUUUGUGACAAGUGUACCAAGUUCAAUACAAAGAGCGUCUCCAAGUUCAUCCGCCACAUGCGGCUGCACGGUGAGGCCUUACUGAGCUGCUUGACCUGUCAGAAGGACAUGUACUGUCUGCAGGAACUUCAGCGGCACCAGUGCUCAAAAGCGUCCACCGUGAAAAGGAGACAAGCGUCUGCCUGUACCUGCGAUAUCUGCGACGAAACAUUCGUGAACAAGAGGAUGUACAAGGAGCACUUGAAGACUGCUCACAGCAUGUCGGGAACGCAGUGCGAAUCGGAGAGUCGUGCACAGCUUAAGUGCCAGUACUGUGACCGGACUUUUAGUCGCAAACUCUCUAUGUUUAUACACUACAAGGAACAUGCAGGAGACAAAUGGGUGUGCCAAACCUGUGGAGACUUCUGUGAGGACUUUGACGUCUACACCGCCCACAUGGCUCAACAUGCCAGGGACGCCAAGUUCAACUGUGACAAAUGUGGCUUGACUUUUCAGAGAAAGCAACAGUUUGAUCAGCACCUCUCGGCGCAUGCAAAAUACGACUGUGCCAGCUGCAAACGUAAUUUCUCCACAAAGAAAGAUUUACAACGUCAUGAGAGAAAUGAGCAUGGUGCUAAGGUGCCGUGGGAACACAAAUACCACGAGUGUGACAUUUGUGGGAAGAGCUAUCCCCGGCCUGGAAUGUUAGAGAUCCAUCGCAGGAUUCAUACAGGUGAAAAACCCUUGGAGUGUUCGGCCUGUAAGUUAUUUUUCCGCACCCCAAAGGCAUUGUCUAAACACAGACAGACGUACACGCACAUGCAGAGGAGUGGCAGCAUAGGCAAAGAGCGACGCUACCUGUGUUCCCUGUGUGGGAAGGCUUACUUCAGACGUCAGGCCCUGUUACGUCAUCAGAAGUACCACACUGGAGAGAAGCCGUUCAAGUGUCCGCACUGCGAAUAUCGGUGUCCAGAGGCUAACAACCUCAAGCGCCACAUGCUGCUUCAUUUCAGUUCCCAGCGGAGUUUCAUGUGUGAAAUAUGCGGCUCAUCCUUCCAUGCCAAGAAGACCCUUGAAAUGCAUCAUGUCUACAAGCACAGUGAGGAUAGGCAAUAUCCCUGUUCUGAAUGCAAUAUGUCGUUCAAGGCAGCAAAUGCGCUUAGACGCCAUUUGAGAAGCCACAGCACCGAUAAGCCUUAUGCCUGCUGGUGUGGAGCAUCGUUCAACCGGCAGUACAACCUGAGACGCCACAUGAAGUCCGUCCAUGGGAAUGAUGAAACCCUGCCGCCAGUACGUAAAGUGGCUGUGCUGGACACGCCACCAGAAGAACUGGCAGCAAAGGCUGAAGCGGAAAAAGAAAUGACGAAAGUCAAAGGGAAGAGAGGAAGGAGGACUAAGCCAUAUGGUAGCACGGUCUCCAGACCGGUACCCCCAGUGCAGCCUGUGCAGACGGUCAGUGUAGAGACUCACCCCCAGCACAUCGUGAUAGCAGCCCCACAGCCGCAGCCUGGACAGCUGGCUACAGAGAUGACAGACCAGGAAAUCCAGCAACAUGUGAUGGCCACGCUGCCGCGGGUGCUGGAUGACGCAUCCCUCAUCAACAGCCACCUGCAGCAUCAAGAGGUGCACAUCCAGCACAUCCAGCUGCAUGAGGUGCAUGUCCAGCACCCUCAAAUGGAGGCAGCUCCCCAGACCGCCCCCACCCACGUCAUUGUGUCAGCCCAGGACAGCCAUAACAUGACCGCCUCCCCCGUCAGUCGCCCUAUGAGCGUGCCUCACCCAGGCUAUAGCACCGGCACGGCCCAUCAGCAAUGGCAUCACAUGCCCAUAGUCAUGCAAUCACAGGUCAUCACCUCUCAGCACCUGCCCAUAGAGCAGGAACAACAACAACAACAGCAAGUCCAACAGAUACAGCAUGUAAGUCGUUCGGAGACACCAACCUCCCAGCACAGCUUGGUGACAGUGCCAGUGGCAACACGCCAGGUGCGCCAGGUCACCGGAGCGCACCUGGUACAGGAGCGCCCUAUGUCACACCCAUCUGCACAGGCGGUGCAGCACCAUCACACCCAGAUGACACCCGUUACCCAUGUGCAUCAUCCUCAUUCCCAGCAGCACCACACACAGCCCACCCAUCUCCAGGCCACCCAUCAUGUCACUUACCCAGAGGUGACCUAUCCUGAUGGGGAGACAACCAAACAGAUGGUGCUCAUCCCCAGCAUCGCCCCAGGCACAGAGGUGGUCAGUCCACAAGAGGAGCAAUUCUUGGCUAAAGCGGAGCAAGCGGCCAUUGAAAACAUGGCCCAAUAUCAGCCCGGCAGCACUGGUUACACAGGCCUGCCUAUACUGCUACAUCAAAUCAAUACGUCCAGUCAGUAACACAUUGUAUUAGCUUUUGUAUGGUGUUCGUAAAUACAGACAACUGAGUCAUGUAUGUAACAGGGCUUCCUGUACUGUAACACCUGAUGAACAUAUCCAGUCAGUAACACACCAUAUAGACCUUUGUGCAGUGUAGAUAAAAACACUGCAUAGUCCUUUCGUGCAGUGUUUGUACAUGUAUAUAACAGACCUGCUUAUGCUGCUACACCAGAUAAAUACAGCCAGUCAGCAAGACACCGUAUAGACUUUAGUGCAGUUUGUACAUACGGACAACAGAGAGGUGUAUAUAACAGACCUGCCUAUGCUGCUACACCAGAUAAAUACAUUCAGUCAGUCAGCCCCAUAUAGACUUUUGUGCAGUGGUUGUAAAAUAUAGACAAGUCACAACUGACGUGUAGCCCAUAAAAGGCCUUCUCAUACCGCCACACUUGAUCAGUGCAUCAAGCCAGUGAAAGAUGGUGUUUGUGACUAUAGACAACUGAGACAUGUAUAUAACAGGCCCCCCUAUACAAUGUACUGUUGCACCGGAUUGACGCAUCAAGUCAGUAACACGGUGUACAAUCUUUUGUGCAGUGUUUGUAAAUACAUGUAUAGAGAAUGAGACAUGUUCAUGACCGCUUACACUGCCACAUGCACACCAACAACUGUAUAUUGCAAGCAGAAUUCAUUAACACACUUAAGUUGUGUUGACAUUUAUAAUCCAUGUUUAUAAUUGUUUUAAAAAUACUUAUACAUAGUUAUGUAUCAAAUUCUACAAAUGAGCUUCAAAAUCUCUGGGUCCCUUGAAACUCCAGGUAGCAUGAAUUUGAAUACCAUGUAUGAUUAUCAAGCUUGGUCAAUAAUCUGAUUCUAAUAAUCUGCUGUUAUCAAUGAUGAAUUAUCAAUUCACGCAUACACAUACGUAGGCUACCAUUGUCACAUGCUCUCAAAUUGGUAUACGAUGAACUGCAAUAAUGUGUCCUUAAAUAUUUAUAUAUUUACAUAUAUCAUAUUAACAGGAAUUGUAGAUUAAAUGUACUGCAUAUGUUUUAUAUAAAAGGAAGAAUCAACUGACAAGAAGAUCUACAGUAUGAACUAUACUUCAUCUUUUAGAAGUGCUAUUCUGAUUGAACACUAAUAAA
Messenger RNA from Liolophura sinensis, 4142 nucleotides. RefSeq names its product zinc finger protein 37-like. The coding region runs from base 70 to 3021 and encodes 983 amino acids. The transcript has 4 exons. NCBI's taxonomy places the organism in Eukaryota, Metazoa, Mollusca, Polyplacophora, Chitonida, Chitonidae. The record is from RefSeq and is a predicted model, not a curated record.